This is a messenger RNA of Penicillium brasilianum, 935 nucleotides long. Lineage: Eukaryota; Fungi; Ascomycota; Eurotiomycetes; Eurotiales; Aspergillaceae. The record is from the annotation of a GenBank genome assembly.
CAAGACAUCGGGAUGGAUAUCGUUUUCCAUAAUGGCACCAAUGGCUCGAGUCCUUGGGUUGAGUUCUACCCAUACACACCUUCUGCAACGGCUGGAUAUGCCUUCAUGGCAGUCUUUGGUAUCGCGACAGUCGUUCAUCUCGUUCUAAUGUGUCCCUUCCGUGCUGCAUACUUUAUACCCCUAGUAUUAGGCGGAAUAUGCGAAACAUUUGGCUACUACGGCAGAGCAUGGUCCCAUCAAUCCCGAACUGAAAUCAGUUCUUGGGCACUCCAAGAAAUGCUCAUUCUAUGUGCACCACCCCUCCUCGCCGCAACAGUCUACAUGGUACUCGGUCGAAUGAUACGAGCCUUCGACGCCGAGCAUCUCUCCAGCAUGCGCCCGAAAUGGCUCACAUUCGUUUUCGUCAUGAACGACGUACUCUGCUUCUGCACACAGCUAGGUGGUGCAGGUGUCCAGAUCACCGGAGAUCCUCAAGUCAUGGAUGUCGGCAAAAAAGUCGUUCUGGCAGGCUUGAUAUUCUCGUUAUUCGUCUUUGCCUUUUUCGUGGCUAUUGCAGCGACAUUCCAUCGGCGAUUGCAGCAAACCCCUACGACCAUUCUCACUAUGAAUCCAGAUCUUGCAUGGAGGCGGUAUAUGUGGACGCUAUACGUUGCUUGUGGAGCCCUGAUGGUUCGCAAUCUUGUUCGAACCAUUCAAUUUGGCGCUAAUCGGACGGCGGAUAUCAAUACGAAAGAAACGUAUAUCUAUAUCUUUGAUGCUUUCCUGAUGUUUUUGACUAUGCUUGUGUUGAUUAUCUGUCAUCCUGGGCUACUUAUCAAAAAGGCGCGACGGGCGAAGAAAGUUGUCGAAUUCAAUCAGCCUCUGGCGGGUGAUAGGAAUUCAGGGCAAGUCCCUUUGAUGGCAUAUGAGCCACGACCGAUGGCUUAGCGCGGACU